Tripterygium wilfordii is the source of this 1052-nucleotide messenger RNA. RefSeq names its product soluble inorganic pyrophosphatase 1-like. Gene Ontology annotation, biological process: phosphate-containing compound metabolic process. Gene Ontology annotation, cellular component: cytoplasm. The record is from RefSeq and is a predicted model, not a curated record. The transcript has 10 exons. Gene Ontology annotation, molecular function: magnesium ion binding; inorganic diphosphate phosphatase activity. NCBI's taxonomy places the organism in Eukaryota, Viridiplantae, Streptophyta, Magnoliopsida, Celastrales, Celastraceae. Bases 174 to 815 code for a protein of 213 amino acids.
ACUUGAUUCGUAGUAUUACUCUCAAGGGUUGUUGGGUUGCCUUAUUAAACUAACGAUAGAGGUGGAGGUGGAGGUGCCUACUGACCAGGGACGUUCACUCCACAACAGGAGGAUCGCUGCCCUGCUAUUUCUCUCCAUUCAAUACCAAAAGCGUACUUUCGGAAAUCAAAGAUAUGACUGAUGAAACAAAAGAGAAUGCGGAACAACAAAACCGCCCUGCUCCCCGUCUGAAUUCAAGAAUCCUCUCAUCUUUGUCAAGGAGAUCUGUGGCUGCACAUCCUUGGCAUGAUCUUGAGAUUGGACCUGGAGCUCCCAUGAUCAUCAAUGUUGUUGUGGAGAUCACCAAAGGAAGUAAAGUAAAAUAUGAACUCGACAAGAAGACAGGACUGAUUAAGGUUGAUCGGGUUCUUUAUUCAUCAGUGGUUUAUCCUCAUAACUAUGGCUUCAUCCCCCGCACUUUAUGUGAAGACAAUGAUCCAUUGGAUGUUCUGGUUCUCAUGCAGGAACCGGUCUUGCCUGGUUGUUUUCUCCGAGCAAGGGCCAUUGGACUAAUGCCCAUGAUUGACCAGGGAGAGAAAGAUGAUAAGAUCAUUGCUGUCUGUGCUGAUGAUCCAGAGUAUAAACACUUCACUGACAUUAAGGAACUUGCCCCUCACCGGCUAACUGAGAUUCGUCGUUUCUUUGAAGACUACAAGAAAAAUGAGAACAAGGAGGUUGCAGUUAAUGAUUUUUUGCCUUCAACAACUGCAUUGGAAGCUAUUCAAUACUCCAUGGACCUUUAUGCUGAGUACAUCCUGCACACCCUGAGGAGAUAAAGAGAGAAGGCUUUAUUGACAUCAUUUUAUUCUGAAGAGAAUGUUUUGCUUUUGAAUAAGUUGUCUUAUCAACUAUAUGAACAGCUUCAAUUGUUUUGUUUGAUGAUUGUUAUUUUUUUUUAUGUUCUUUUAGAUAUCCUAUGAAAAGUGACACUGAAUGAAACAUGAAAAACAUGCAUACUAAGCAGAUCCAUCUGCAUGUAAUUUGCUUAUGAACGUUCAUCUGAGAUUGAAUGC